GUCUAUGUCAGCAUGACAUCAGCAUUCCUCUCUCUUGCAAAGCCUUUAAUUUUUCCCUCCUUAAUCUUUGAUGGACGGUUCCCCAAUGGAUCGUUCCUCACUGUCGAGGCCCAUUCUCGUCCCUCUUGGGGGUGGCAAAGUAUCCUCUUUGGUUGACAAUUGUUGGAAUCAUGGUUGCGAUGGCAAAUUGGGAAUGGUCAGAAGGCCCCUCUGCUAACAUCCAGCUGGAUGCCCCAGCAACAUCCCCUUCUCCAAGUCUACAACCCGUGUGUGGUUCCUGAGGGUGAGGGUUUGAAGGUGGAGGAGGUGAUCUAGCAAGGGGAGGGUCGAUGGAAUGAGCAAAAACUAUGUCAAUGGUUUGAUCCAGAUACUUGUAGAGCCAUUAAGACUAUCCCUUUGCCGCGCCAGAAUAUUGAGGAUAAAUUGAUAUGGCAUCCGACUUCUGAUGGUGUUUUCUCAGUUAAAUCUGCGUACUACGUCGCGGUGAAUAUGGAACAUCAGAAUGGUCGUUGGAGGGCUUUGGCUAGUUAGAUGGAUAAGCCUAGUUGGAUCAGGCCGUGGGAGGCAGAUAUUCCUCCGAAGCUUAGGGUGUUUCUAUGGCAAGUCUUUCAUAGAAUUCUUCCUACUGCGGAAGCGUUGCGUGAAAAGAAGGUGGAUGUUUUGCCUCGUUGUCCGGUGUGCUGGGAGGCAUCGGAAACUUUGGAACAUAUGUUCUUGGAGUGCCUGGUGGCUCGUGCAUUGUGGGAUCAUUCGGGGCUAGCCCACCUGGGUGAAGGUUUGCCUCGCCAUACGUUUCCGCUAUUUUUGAAGAAAUUGUUGGCUGUGGUGCAUAACCCUGCUUUGGUGAUGUCUGUAGUGGCUGUUCUGUGGCGGAUUUGGCGAUCCCGUAACUGGGUAGUCUUUGAAGGCAAACAGUUUGGGAUCCCUGCCUUGAUGCGGCAGUUCCACCAACAAAUCCAGGAAUGGCUUAGCUUACCCCGGGAUCAGACGGAUCGGCUUGGGCGCCCCCCGGCCCCGACCGUAGUUGUUGAUGGAGCUGGCACGACAAUUUGUAUGUGGGAUGGGGCUGUGCGGUUGGGAUCUCAUGCGGCUGGGGGGAUGGUUAUCCUCAAUUCUGAUAGAGCGCUCAUCCUUGCGAAGGGGGUUCACUUCCUGUUCCUGGAUGAUCCAAUGAUGGUUGAAGCUCUGGUCCUCUGGGAGGCGAUGGGCUGGUGCUUGGCAAAUGGAUUCACUGUCAUGAGGUUUGAAGGUGAUACCCAGGUGGUAAUUGAGAAGAUUCUCUGGCGGGAUGUUCGUGACAAUCAAAUACGGGCAAUUCUGGAAGAGAUAGUCAACUUGUUUGCUUCGAACAGAGGUUUCACUGUACGAUUUGUAGGACGACGUAACAAUAGGGUAGCUCAUCUGGUAGCUAGACAGGCCCUGUCUUUGUUCCCAACUACAUGUCGAUUGUUUGAUUUCCAGGCCUGGCUGUAUUCCAGGAUGUAACGAUCUUUUGGUUUUAAUCUAAUGAUUAUCUUUUGUAAAAAAAAAAAAGACUAUUUCUCACUCGAUUUAAGUCGAUUUUUUUCACAGUUAGAUCAGAUUAAUUGUGCUCUUCAAAAUGAUAUCCACUUUGAUAUAUUUUUCGUACAAAAAAAAGUGAGCCAUUUUUUACCAGUCUAUACCAUAUGGUAUUGACUGGUAUUGAAAUAAGAGCAUACCUAUGGUUUGAAAAGCGUGCAAUGGUGGUAUGAACAAACCAAGACUGUAGGAUGGUUGAAUACAUGAUAGUAGAAAUAUAUUAACUGUCAUUUACGACUUUUAACAUUGUGUACCAUAAGAUACCACCCCAUACCAGGGUGGUAUUGUAUGAUAUUGUGUGGUAUUUUUUGGUCGUGUAAUUUGUUCACCCAAAAAUUUGUAGAUUCAAUAGAUCAUGAUGAACUCGUCCCUUCUGUGCAAACGUUUUCAAAAACGAAUUAAAAACGAAGAAAAUACUAUAUGGUAUGCAGUUGGUACCGAGAUGCCAGAAUUUUUUGUUCUAAAAAAAUAUUGAAAAUUGA
This is a messenger RNA of Linum trigynum, 2042 nucleotides long. The record is from the annotation of a GenBank genome assembly. Lineage: Eukaryota; Viridiplantae; Streptophyta; Magnoliopsida; Malpighiales; Linaceae.